UGAUGGUGUGAUGUUGAGUGGCGCCAUUUGUUUCUUAGAAGCAACUCAUGGACUCUUUAAUCCACAUAAGCUCAUGAUGCUUUUCUAAAUCCAUCCAAUCUGUUGGGUGUCUAAACUUAACAGCCCUACUCAACAAAUCUGGGUCAACAGAUAGACAGUAUGGUAAAGCUACACAGUUGCUGUCUGUGCAGAGCAACAUUACCAUCAUUGGAACUUUAAAGAAUUGUAUUGUGGAAGAUUUCGCCCAAUUCUUUUCAGAUUCCGAUUCAGAUAAAAUCCUCGCUAUGGAGGGGUGAGGAGGAAUAAAAACACAACUGGGUGAAAGCUUGAAGAAGUGAGAGGAUUUGAGGACUUCAUUGAGAAAAUGGAACUCCAAAAUCUAUUGAAGGUCGAUUGGAGCCAGUAUUUUUGCAAUCGGCCACAAGGAGAGUUUGAUACGAGUUCAAACCAUCAUCUUCUCUGCAGUGAGAUGAAAAGCAGCUCUGUCAGGCUGGAGGGCAGUUCAGAUCCAUACUGCAGCAUCUGGACCGACGCCAUGCAUGCAAGAGUCAAGAGUUGUAACAAUCGGUCAUUUGCCAUGGAUGCUAGAAUAAGACUAGAUCAUUUGAAGUCAGGGUGUAAUUCAGCCUUGCCUUGCAGUGCCAUGGAUGGGAUGUUGUUCAACUAUAACUUUCAUACAGACAUUUGUGACAGUGAAGAGUCACAAGAAGAAGAGUCUGCUUUGGACUCGGUGGAGCUCCUCGAUGUAGAGGACAAUGUGCAGGAUGAAGAGAGCUGGUUAUAUGAGUCAAAGAAGCAGGGGUUUGUGGAGAGAAGUGAGUCUGCCCUGAGAUGGUGUCGACACGUCCUGGAUAACCCCAGUCCUGAGAUGGAGGCCGCGUGUCGUUCAUUGAUAAACAGGCUGGAUCAAAGAUCAAGCAUGUGUCAUUUCUACAGACGUCCUGCAGUCGGCUCCUCUACGGACAAAACAUCUGUCAGCACAACACACAAUAUCUCUAACAGUACAGAUAAUGUGUUGAGCUUCCACUAUGACUCCAUGACCACGGACUAUAGACUGCAGGACAUCACAGAUGUCCACAUUAUGGCUCAACUGCAGGAGGCCAGUUUAAGACAGAACUAUGUUUCCAUGCCUGCCUGGAGAAGCCCUGAGUCACCACCUGGUCCACCGUCGCUGAGCUCUUCCCUUCGCCAGUCUUCAUCAUCAGUAGCUCAGCAGGGCUGCCACAGUCCAAAACUGGCCAGACUUCACGAGCAGGUCACCCAGUUCAAACUGCUGAAACUUGCACAAAAUCAAGCAGCAACAUCACCAGGCAGGACCAGGUCACCUCUGCGUACCAGCCUCCGCUCUCUGCAGGCUGUUAGGAACAGCCGAUGUUUAGACCACAACAGCUGGCAAUCUGCAGACCAAAUCACUUACCCACCAUCAGCACCGUCCAACAGCUCGUUGCACUCAGCGAGAGACUCCUCAGACCCGACGACAGCUGUGAAGAGACUGCUGAGGUCUCAGUCUCUCAGCCCCUGUAGGAUCCUUCACCCUGCUAAGGGAUACCUGUCUGCUAACGGACGUGUUUUUGCUCCACCCGAGAGGUCGACCAUAGAAGCAUGGGACAGAGGUGUGCCAUUCACUCAAAGGUGAAAGGUGUCACCGAUGAAUCCCUGAUAGUAAUGAGGUAGAGUUAAAACAUUGAGAAAUGUAUGUCAUAUCCUGUAUUAGUUUUGAGUUUAACUCUGAUAUAAUUAAUCCUUCAUAGCAGGGCAUCCUACUCUGGGUGAAGACAGGUUCUGUGUGAAGUUCCCAUCAAAUGGGCUGGGAUCUUAGUCAUCUUUGUCUAAAAACAGAUUGUAGAAAAUGACGCCAGAACGUGUAGCUGGCAAUGGUGUGCACAAAACCUGACAGACGCAUCCUGGAGGGCUGGGACAUCCUGUGUGGUUAAGUCAGACAGUGUUGUUUGAACAAAAACCUAGUAAAGAGUUCCAUUGUAAUCUAUGUGUAUAUAUAUAUACAUAUAUAUAUUAAUUUAAUGUAAUCCACCCAUCUGAGAUACUCUGGAGAUAAUCAAAGUGAAAAUAAUGCUCUGUUUUGUAUAGACUGAUUGCAACAAUCAGUCUGUACUAUACCACCAAUGGUUUUGCAAGCAUGCUGUAUUACAACUUAUUAACAUUGAACAUAUUGUGCUUAUUGGCACGGUGUGAGGAAUUCAAAGUGUAUUGGUGUGUGUCAUGAACGUGAUUAGUGUAGAUUUUAAUGCUGCUUUAAAAGUGGAAGUGCACUCAAACUUCACUUAAGUGUGGUUGAUUGCAGAAUAGGCUGGAUUGUGCAGUUAUUGCAACAGGAAGUGUGCAGUUUGCCAUCAUGUUAGAAAAAUGAAACAGGUGAUCUGUGCACAAAAGAAAGCAUGCUUGUUACCAAGCAAUAGAUAGACGUGGGCUAUUGGUGAUUUCUUCCUUAAAACGUAAGCAGUGUCAUACAUUAGAAAUGUUUUAGUUUUAAGGUGACGAUAUUUACUCUAACCCAACUAAUGCAUUGCAGUUUCAACUGUUUCCUAACUUUUUUUUAAUUUAAAGCUACCUGAAUUAUACACCCUAAAGAGCAGUUUGGGCACAUACUGUAGUGAUUAUAGAAGCUUUUAGAUGGUUCUGUA
This is a messenger RNA of Etheostoma cragini (Arkansas darter), 2642 nucleotides long. RefSeq names its product SLAIN motif-containing protein-like. Bases 365 to 1636 code for a protein of 423 amino acids. NCBI's taxonomy places the organism in Eukaryota, Metazoa, Chordata, Actinopteri, Perciformes, Percidae. Gene Ontology annotation, cellular component: microtubule plus-end. The record is from RefSeq and is a predicted model, not a curated record. The transcript is spliced from 8 exons. Gene Ontology annotation, biological process: positive regulation of microtubule polymerization; cytoplasmic microtubule organization; microtubule nucleation.